GCGGAGGGACGGACUGGGGAUGUUUUCAAACCCAGCCGUAAGCUGGAGACAAACGUCACACUCGUUUCUGAAACGUUUAUUUAAAUAAAAAACGACGCGCUUUUGGGGAACGGUGCGAGUUUUAGACUCGGAAGGCCACCGCAGAGAACGCUUCUACCCGGCCCAUGAUGAACCCGUUGAGCCGUAGCUGCCACAGCUAGUCAGAAGCUGCACCAUGGCCAAGCCGGGGACCGACCGAGAUGGAGCCAUGGUGGAAAAGACAGCUGGGAAGAAGAGUAAGGAUAAAAUCUCCCCGUUCACCAAAACUCCGAAGCUGGAUCGGAGUGAGCUUGUGGGUAAGGAGGGGAAGCCCAAGUCUUCCAUGAAACGCAAGCUAUCCUUCACUGUCAGCCCGCCCCGGAAUGAGGAACGGGACUCAGACACAGAUGACUCUGACCCCGGCCAGUCGAGCGAUAUGUGGGGAGAGAGAUUACUUCCUCCCUGCAGGAUAUACGCAGAUAAAGAUGGUCCAGAUAAAAAGAAGGUAAAGAAGGAGUCGGGGGGUAAGAAGUCCACCCCUGUGAACAUUUUGUUCGGCUACCCGCUGUCUGAGCGCAAGCAGAUGGCACUUCUGAUGCAGAUGACUGCAAGAGACAACAGCCCAGAUUCCACACCAAGCCACCCAUCCCAGACUCCACCAGUGCAGAAAAAGAUCCCCAGCAGCUCCACAUCCAGACAGAAAGACAAGGUGAACAAGAGAAACGAGCGAGGAGAAACUCCUCUACACAUGGCUGCCAUCAGAGGCGACGUCAAGCAGGUCAAGGAGCUCAUUGAGCUCGGGGCAGACGUAAAUGUAAAAGAUUUUGCAGGUUGGACGCCUCUACAUGAAGCCUGCAACCUUGGUUAUUAUGACGUAGCAAAAGUCCUGAUUGGCGCUGGAGCAGAAGUGAACACACAGGGAUUGGACGAUGACACGCCUCUUCAUGAUGCCUCCAGCAGUGGACACAAAGAUAUUGUGAAGUUACUGUUGCGGCAUGGAGGAAAUGCUUUUCAGGCGAACAAGAGAGGCGAGCGGCCGGUGGAUGUUGCAGAUUCUCAGGAGGUGGAGCAGUUACUGAAGGGGGAGGUUGCACUAUCUGACCCAGAGGACAGCUCUUCAGACUCUGAGGAUCCUCCAUCUGUGAACCCUUCCAGUGUAGAUGAAAAUAUGGAGUACUCUGAUACUGAAAAGGACUCUGAGGGCAAGUCAACCACAGCGAAGGCCUCGUCUUCUGUUUCGGGCGUGGAUGAAUAUGAGUUCAAAGACGAGGAUGAGGAGGAAGACCUGAGCAAGGCCAUAAACGACAGGCAUAUCCUGAGGCGAGAACUGCGGCAAAGGGAAAAAGAGGAGAAGGAACAAAAUCAUUACACACCUAAACAGUCCAACAAGAGUGAACAGACAACUGCAUCUUGCAAGUCGAAAAAGUCAAAAUCGUCCAGAGUACUCUACUGCAGCUCAGACAGUUCAGGUGAUGAAACUGAGACGUUGUCGGAGAGGAAAUGCUCACCGACCAGAUCGGUUGGUAAUGACACUCACAAAACAGAGAGUAGGACAAAAAAAGAAAGCUCGACCCUCACAUCAGCAGAGCAGAAAGACAAGGGCAAAUUGAAUAAGAAGAAGAACAAGAGCCAGAGCAAGAACAAGGAGAACCAGGAGGUUCGAGAGGAUGGAAAAGAGAACAGUAAAUCUAUUCUCUUUUCUUCAGCAACGGUAUCCGACAACUCUGACAAGAGCGUUCGAGAGGAGGACUCGUUUAAAAUGUCCUUCAGCCCAAAGGAUGAUUCUUCAGUUCACCUCUUUCACUUGUCUGCAGUAAAGUCCCCAAAGCUGAAUCAUAGCCAAACUGACAAGCAGACGACUCCAUUAAAACAGGAAAAUGCAAAAACCUGCGUCUCCAUUGUAGAUGGGUCCUGCCCCAUAUCCGAUGGAGUCAAAUACAACCACUACACAGAUUCUGACUAUUGCACAGAAAGUUCCAGUAGUAAGGGCUGCAAGCACAAGGAGAAAAGCAAACAUCACCAUAAGGAACUCAACUUGGACGGAGACGACGGAAGCUCCAGUCCUUUCAAAGAUGCCAGUCUAAGCAACAAUACGGACGGCUCUGAAGGUGCCUUCAGAAAAGUUGACAAAGACGGCAAGGUUGUGAAGAAGCAUAAGCUGAAACAUAAGGAGAAGGACAAGUACCGGAAGGAAUAUGAGGCAGAUAGAAAUCGUCACCGGCAGAAAGAAGUACGGAAAGAUGGGCACAGAAACCUUGAGUUUGAUCGGGAAUUUUGGAAAGAAAACUUCUUCAAAAGUGACGAAAAUGAAGAAGAGAAGUGCGAGACCCCUGGCAGCUGCUCACCUCAGAAGUCCCUUGAAUCGUCACCGUUUAAAGAAGAAAAGAACAUGGCAAAAGACAAGCAUUCAUGCAGCAACAGCAGUAAAGAGAGAAAACCAAAAGAGGAACGAGAUAAAGACAAGGUCAUUAAAAAAGAGAAAAAAGAGGUGACCUGCAAAGAAGAAAGGGGCAAAGAUGAUGAUCGAGGAGAAGGUCUCAACUUUGUGCGGAAAUCUGAAGACUCCCUUCCCAGUGCUGCCGUAAAGGAAGAGGCAGAGGACAAGCCUAUUGGUGGAGCCUUAGUCGAUCAAAAUCAAGUGGAAAGCAGUGAGAAGUGUGUUAAAGAGAAAAGUGAAAAACGGCCGCCGGCAAAGGACAAAGAACCUGAAAAAUCUGACAAAAAACACCCAGAUAAAGAAAAGAAAAUAAAAUCUGAGCACAUUCCAGAAAAAUCUGACCUUCACAACUCCACGGAUCGAUGGAAAGAAAGGGAAAAAUUAACAAAUACUUCCCAUUCACCUGGUGACAAGAGCCACAAAGAGAGUGAAAAACUUAAAGUUGUGCCUGUUAUAAAGAAGCAUGAGGAGACCAAGGAUAAAAAGUCCAAGGAUAAACUUGAGAGAAGAAGUGACAAAGAUCGGCCAGAGAAAGACCAUUCUUCUAGUGAGCACAGAGACAAAGAGAAAGACAAAGCAAACUCUGAAAAGAAAGGAAAAGCUCCUGAGAAAAUUUGUGAUCAUAGUAAAAUUGAUCGGGUAAAAGAAAAAGAUAGAGAUUCUGAAAAGAGAAAAAAGGAUAAAUCAAAAGAAGGCAGUCAGUCAUCCACGUCGAGUUCUAAUCUCAAGCUCCUUUUAGAAGAGAAAAAGAGCAACGCAUCUGAGAGCAAUAAAACAAUAACAUCAAGGUUAAAAGAGGAAGUUAUGAAAACCCCUGAGAAAGACCGGGACAGGCGGGACCGGGAGCGAGACUCUGACCGGGAUCGGGAUAGACACCGGGAUCGGGACCGCGACCGUGACCGUCACAAAGAAAAGGACAGAGACAAGGACAAAGACAAGGAUAAGGACAGAUCACAGCAGAACAGAGAUAACAAACUUAGUAAAUCGAAGGCUACUGAUUCUGAGUCUGAUCGGUUCAAAUCCAAAGCCUCAACUGUGCAAAAGGAGUCCCGACCCAAAGAAAAGAGGUUGGUAAACGACGACCUCAUGCAGACCAGCUUUGAACGCAUGCUUAGCCUCAAGGACCAGGAGAUUGAACAGUGGCACAAGAAGCACUUGGAAAAGAUCAAGCAGAAGGAGCGAGAACGACUGAAACAGCGACCAGGGACUGACUCUGGGAAACAGAAAAGCAAAGAUAAAAUUAAAACACCCUCUUCGUCCAAUGAUCUGUGUACAAACAAGGAACUGUUGCGCUCCAAGAGCUCAGAGACCCCUGAGGGUUACGGUCGAGAGAAGACCCUAAAAGAUGCCACCAGCGGAAGAACGCUCUCACUAGACGCCAAGAGUCUUUCAAGUUUUGGAAAGAGUGGUACACUAGUUGAAAACAGCCUAAGUCGAUCUCCAAGACCAGAUACUGAAAGAUCUGGAAUUAUGUCGAGAUCUGUGUCCAUGAUCUCAGUCGCCAGCUCUGAGGAUUCCUGCCAGGCAACCAUGCUUACGCCCAGGCCUACUGAAUACGAUUCCGACCUCAAUCUAGAUGCGUCCGAUUCCCAGCCGCCUUUCUUGCAGUCUUCCCUCGUACUUCAGUCCUCCAGAUCGCCGGUUGUUCACGAUAAAGAUACCAACAGUCUUCCUGACCCAGCUCUCAGCAGUCGAACACUACUGUCAAGUAGACAUGCGUCCCCUUAUUUGAGAGCUAUUCUUGAUGAGGAUGCUAAAUCUGCUGCAGUUGAAGCAGACCGACCAGUUGAGGAAUCGCAAAAACUAGCUGUCUUUCCACUUUCAGCUGAUGAGCAUGGUAAAGGCCACCCAGUGGAGGACAGUUCAGCGCAUAUUAAGGAGAGCCAGAGCAGUCAAAACUCAACAACACCUAUCCUUAGUGCUGUACCUGAAGAUGCAAGUUCUGCCAGUGUUGAGGGUGAAGGUAACACUUUAAGCAGUCAGCCUGAAUGUGUAUCUCAGUCUCAAGAUCCAAAGGACCUCGCAGUUCAGCAGACAAACCAACCACAAGCCACUAGUUUGUUGCUCACUACAGUUACAGAGUUAAGCAAACCUAACACCACAGAUGCUUUGCCAGAGGAAAGUGGACAGAGUCAACUUGACAAUUCUGAAACAGACAAGAGCAAAGAUACUGAAGUCUCAAACAAAGAUGCCUCGACAGCCCCCACGCCCCAAGUUACGGCACCCGUGUCCGCACAGCCACAGAAUUGCUUCAACACUAAGACAACUAUGCAUUCGAGUAGCCUGCAAUGGGAAGCUGCCUUAGAGCCCACUACUGACCAUUCAGUAAGAACUGAAACAGAUUUGAAAUCAGAGCAAAAAGAAAAGAGCCUGUCGUUGGGUCCUGAAAACAAACCUGAGGAGCGAAGUGUAGAGAAUGUUUCUGGAGUUACCAGAGUAGAUUCCGAUACAAGCAGCCCAGCUCCAUUCAGUAAUUCCUCUAGAAUCAACUCUGAGGAGUCUGCUAAAACACUACUAGGCACAGCCAGUGUAACAGCCAAAGAUUCCCAAGAGGUUAUCGAAAGAGCUGAUUCGAAUUCACAAGAAGAUUGUAAAUCAAGGCUUUCCAGUGAACCUACAGUCACAGCUGAUGCCCAGUUGGAAAAAAAUGAACAUAAUUUACCUGUACCUUUGUCUACAAAUGUGUCCACACACUGUGCUAGUCCAGAGCAAGCAGUUGAAGAGCCAAUGGAAGUGUCUGAGGGCAGUUCAGACAGUGUAGUCACCGAAACAAAGGUAGAAAAUGUAACAUCCACUGAGGAUCAGUCUCUGUCCCAGUCCCAGUCGCAAUCUCUUCCAGAAGCUAAGCAAGAUACAGAUGUAGAGAUGCCAGAGCAGCCUGCAGCCGUUGAGGAGAAACCGUUAAAGCUAGACCCUCCAUCAGAUCCAGGAGAUCACAGUCAGAGCUGUAGCGGUGUUCAGCGUGAUCCUCAGGCAGAACCACCGAGCGGGUCAGCUUCUGGAAGCUCUUCGCCGUUGUCCAUAGCAGACCGAGACAGCGAUCCAUCUGGGGCCAGGGCUAAAGUACGACUUCUGGAGGAUGAAGCUGACAUGCAAGUGACUCAUCCUAGGAAACGAAAGAUGCCCAGAGUUUCUCCUUCGGCUCAAGCCAACCUUUCAGCCCAGCAGAUCAAGGAGAAGACCCAGCAGUCUUUAGCAGCGAUUGUGGACUCGCUAAAGCUUGAAGAAAUCCAGCCGUACCAGACGGAAAGGGCAAACCCGUACUACGAGUUCCUGCACAUCCGCAAGAAGAUUGAGGAGAAGAGGAAGGUGCUGUGUAGCGUCAUUCCACAAGCACCGCAGUACUACGAUGAAUACGUCACCUUCAAUGGCUCUUACCUGCUUGAUGGGAACCCUCUGAGCAAGCUCUGUAUUCCAACGAUAACUCCACCACCCUCAUUGCCUGAGCCUCUUAAAGAGAUGUUCAAACAGCAAGAGGUUGUGCGGAUGAAGCUACGCUUGCAGCACAGCAUUGAGAGGGAGAAGCUGAUUGUAUCCAACGAGCAGGAGGUCUUGCGUGUCCAUUAUCGUGCUGCGAGAACAUUAGCCAAUCAGACCCUCCCUUUCAGUGCCUGUACGGUCUUGUUGGAUGCAGAAGUAUACAACAUGCCCCAGGAUGUACAGGGAGAGGACGGGAAGACCUCAGUGAGGGAUCGCUUCAACGCAAGGCAGUUCAUGUCAUGGCUACAGGAUGUUGAUGACAAGUUUGACAAGUUAAAGACGUGUUUAUUGAUGAGGCAGCAGCACGAGGCGGCAGCUCUAAAUGCGGUACAGCGAUUGGAGUGGCAGCUGAAGCUCCAGGAGCUGGAUCCAGCCACCUACAAAUCGACCAGCAUCUUCGAAAUUCCAGAGUUCUACAUCCCUCUCGUAGAGGUCAACGACGACUUUGACCUGACCCCUAUAUAACAGCAGUGACCCGGUUUCAGAAGGAGAAGAUACAGAGACUGGGACGGCUUAGUUUUCGAGUCAUAGCCAUUAAUUCUGUGGUCAGGACUAGAGAGGAGCAGGGGAACACAAAGCACUUGUUUUGGCCGAACUGCUGUGUGGCUGUGUGUAAGUGAGUGUGUGUUUGUGUGUUAGGGUGUGUGCCAUGUUUGAGUCUGGUGUAGAGGUCAGCCUCGCACCUCACAGCAGACUCUUCUGAGCACUUAUACAAAAAUAAAUAAUAAUAGGGAUGACACACAUAGGAAGAACAAUCAUCUGUCUGUAGAUCCGUCAAUCUGCAGUAUGUUUUUUUGUUUUUGUAAGUUGCUGUCGGCAAGAGUGUCUCUGCCAAAAAAAUCAAUAUAAGCGUGUACAUGCUGCGCUGCUGUACCGCACCGGGUUCAAGGCCCGUUUGUAGUGUCCCUGAUGGUCCAAUUGCUUUUCUGUGGACCAGUGCUUGUUUGACCACAGUCACCUGGUCGAGAUGCACUUCUAAGAUAAGGAAUCCUGUCCAAAAAAGGUCCUGUUUGUAAAUCUGUAACUCUUUACAGUUGCUGGGUUCAGGUCUAAUCUUAAAUGCACUUAACCCCGAAGGUCUUCAUUGCAGGAAAUGUAGACCCAAAGGGCAAAUAGGGCCUGCACCACGCAGAUCCAGCCAGCAGAGGGCAGUAGCCACCCUUAAUGACCAGAGGAAGAAGGAAGAGGAGUGGUGGUAGUAGUAGUGAGAAAGACAAGAGAGGAAAAAAAAAGAAAGAUGGAAGGAGGGGAAAAAAAACAAAAACAAAAGGAGGACAUUAGAAGAACGUUUUCCUUCUUCUUCUCCUCCAAUAGGAAAAGAGGUCUCAAUCCAACUUGUUUCUACAGUGAGUGUUCAUGAUGUAUAGAUUGUGCUCUUCAUUUUUUAACUUAUUUUAUACAUACUGAUUGUGCAUUUGUAAAUAGUCAUGUAAUUAUUGUUUUUAACUUGUAAAAAGAGAAAAGAACAGAAAGGAAGCAUAAUUAAAAUAAUAGAUAUUUUGAUUGUAAACUUUUUGUUUUGUCAAAUGUUUAAUGGACCAAAGUUUUAUUGGUUUUAUAUUGGAGCGUCCCCUGUUGUUGAUGUUUGCUUAACUCUUUAAGCAUGUGUUUUUGAAUUAUGUUCCCGUUUUUGUUUUUUGUUACGUUUCUUCUACUUCUACUCGUUUCCUUCUAGAUUCAUCACAGCAGGUGUUUUUUGACUUGUGAUUUUAAUGCUGUGCAUGCGUUGCAGGUUUGUACUUCUUUUCUGAAAAGCUGUUCUGUGGUGAGGUUUAUGUAAGUGGUUCUGCUUUCUUCCCUGCCUUUUGUCGUCUCUUAGUAACACUCACUUCCUACAUGUUGUCCGUUGUGUCUUGCGCACAUUACGAGAAAACCAGAUUGUUGUGUCUUCUCAAUAGAAAAAGACAACUUACUUUUACAGUUUAAUGUGAGAUCACAGCAAAACGAAACCUAUUUUUUACAACAUAAUGCCUUUUGAACGAUGGUUCUAAAAAUAUGUCUAUUUUAAUAUUUACUUGUUACAUGAUAAUGUACAUAAUUGUAAUAUAUAAUUGAAUAAAUUUUAUUGGUUGUGAAAUCCAUAA
This is a messenger RNA of Astyanax mexicanus (Mexican tetra), 8019 nucleotides long. It is a transcript of the gene ankrd12, whose product is annotated as ankyrin repeat domain 12. The transcript is spliced from 13 exons. Bases 215 to 6400 code for a protein of 2061 amino acids. The record is from RefSeq and is a predicted model, not a curated record. Lineage: Eukaryota; Metazoa; Chordata; Actinopteri; Characiformes; Acestrorhamphidae. Gene Ontology annotation, cellular component: nucleoplasm. Gene Ontology annotation, molecular function: protein binding.